Kickxella alabastrina is the source of this 1160-nucleotide messenger RNA. Its product is annotated as short-chain dehydrogenase/reductase SDR. The record is from RefSeq and is a predicted model, not a curated record. NCBI's taxonomy places the organism in Eukaryota, Fungi, Kickxellomycota, Kickxellomycetes, Kickxellales, Kickxellaceae. The transcript has a single exon. Bases 135 to 1043 code for a protein of 302 amino acids. Gene Ontology annotation, cellular component: mitochondrion.
UUGCUUUUUUUGGUAUAUUUGUAUCUUUGUCUUUGCUCUCAAACCGCUCCAAUAUUCAAGUUAUUUUUUUUUGCUAAUACAGGUUACCGCUACAAAACUACCCACCCACCUUUGCACACACAGUCUUUGCUAUAAUGUCACUUUACGGGAAGGUUCUGUUCAUCACCGGCGCAUCAAGAGGAAUCGGCAAGGCCAUUGCGCUGCGGGCUGCGCGCGACGGCGCAUGGGUUGCGAUUGCAGCCAAAACAGCAGACCCGAACCCAAAGCUGCCGGGCACGAUCUUCUCGGCGGCCAAGGAAAUCGAGCAGGCCGGCGGCAGGGCGCUGCCGAUCCAGUGCGACAUCCGCGAGGAGGCGCAGGUGCGGAGCGCACUGAAGCAGACGGUCGACCACUUUGGCAAGAUCGACAUUGUCAUCAACAACGCGUCGGCAAUUCACCUGGCCAGCACCGAGGCCACGGACGUCAAGCGCUACGAUCUGAUGCACAGCAUCAACGGGCGCGGCACCUGGAUGGUGUCCAAGUUUGCGCUAGAGCACCUCAAGAAAUCGGGCAACCCACAUAUCCUCAAUAUUAGCCCGCCGCUGUCCAUGGACGCCAAGUGGUUCUCACCGUUCCCGGCCUACACCAUUGCCAAGUACAACAUGAGCCUGUGUGUGCUGGGCAUGGCCGGCGAGCUGCGCAGCCAGGGCAUUGCCGUCAAUGCGCUGUGGCCGCUGACAAUGAUCGAGACGGCAGCGCUCAAGAUCGCCGACAGGGCCAAUGCUGGCGAACGCAAGUCGCGCACGCCCGAGAUCAUGGCCGAUGCGGCGCACAGCAUCUUGACGCGGCCAGCCGGCGAGUUCUCGGGCAACUUCUGCCUUGACGAGCUGCUGCUGCGCAAGGACGGCGUCACCGACUUUGAAAAGUACAACAACACACCGGGCGCAGCGCUGGAGGAGCUGAGCCCCGACUUUUUCCUUGACGACGGCCAGCUGGAGGAGCUGGACGCCCUGCGCGAGGCGCAGGCGGCGCAGGCGCAGGCGCAGGCAAAGGCGAAACUGUGAGCGGUACCGAUGCGACCGAGUGGAUGAGGGGAGAAGCUGCAUUGGCUGGCUGUUUUUCUUUUCUCUCCUCUUCGCUUUCUUCGCUUUCUUAUCUUCUCUUCUCUAACAAAUAAAUUA